AAAAAAAGCCAAUUGCCCUCUCAAAAUGACUACGACCUCGCCCGGGAGAGACCCUCUCACUGCUUUACCUCCAGAGAUUGUCCUGCGCAUCUUGGAAUUCACGUCGACCUCCGCUCUCGCAUCGUUGACCACAGUCUCCGAGGCCUGGCAUACCUUUAUCGACGUCAUACAUCAAGAAGCCAUCUAUUCCUCCGAAUCGAAGACUAGCCAACCGCCCGGAGGCGCCCGCGAUUUCUCGUACCUGGCGGACAAUACCAGCUUCUCCAAAUUCUUCGAGAACCCUGCAUCAUGGAAGGACGUGUGCAAGCGCCAGACGCUGCUCGCCCGCAACUGGGCCAAUUCGCACCCAGUUACCCGGGAGUCGAUUCUGCAAGUCGGUAACGAUCCUGUCUGGCGGUUCAAACCCGACUUCAAGCGUCGAUUUUUCGUUUCAACGUCCCAGGCUGGUGGGUUGAACGUCACUGAUAUGGACUCGGGCCGGAUCAUCUGGCGACUCCCCUCCACACUGUAUGCCGAUGACAAGGCCGUUCGCCCAUUCGCCCAUCUGGAAUAUCAGGAUGGCAUGGCUGUGUUUGACCGCGAAGGUGAUGCGGUUGAGGUCUGGCAGGCGGAUCUGGAAGGCGCGGAGCGUGGGGAGUUUCGCCGCAUCGCGAUAUUGAAUCAUGAUUGUCAGACGAGAGGGUUUCAAUUGUCUCACUCGACGCUUUGUGUGGUGUCUAGUGAAGGACAAGGUUUCGUGUAUGAUAUGACCCAGCGGCCUCCCAAGUUGACGACGCACCUGGAGAUCGAACAUGGCGGGGUUGGCCAUCUAGACCAGAGCAAGGACGCGGUGGUUUACUCCAUGGGGUCAAAAGGCUAUCAUGUACAUGACAAAGCAUCCGGUGCUUUUCUGGGCGCGCUACAGCCAUCGCAUUGUACGGAAAAAUAUCACAUUCGUGCACCCACCGCCGGCUCUCCUGCGGGUCCAAGCCAUCGAGCCUUUGCUUUCGGACCACCUCGCAGAGACUGCUUGACACCGAUCAAGGUCGAGAAAGGCCCUCUGACGCCGCCCGAUGACCCUGAACACGUUUGGCACCGCGAGAAUGAGUGGGGAGCGGGUAUGUUGCACGGCGACCUCUUUGUCGGUUUCUCCCGCUCUGGUCGUGUCUUCGUUUGCUCUGACUGGCGCAAGGCCGUCCACGACCAAGUCAGUCUGGCGGCGCACAGCUCCCUCCUCGAGUGCGAGUCGGAUGGGGCCACUUUUGACCUUGGCGGCUGGCUGUCAGUGCGCAAUCACCGCCUGAUGUUCGAGAUCCAAGACCGGAUUUACAUCGUUGCGCUUGAUGACAACAACAGGGUUCAAGACGUAGAUCAUGCUGCGCGCGCUUCGUACUCGCUCUUCACCAGCUCCACGUCACGACUUACCGUGCCGGUGAGCUUUAUGGGGUUGUAUGAUGAUGCGAUAAUGACUACUUACGCCACUCUCGGCUGGCACCAACCUCUUCCUAACCUCCCAGGUGGCAUACCACAACAUCAAGGCCCUACCCGCAUCAUUCCGACCAAGACCAUCCGCAUCGUCAGCCUCGCCCCCGAUCUUUCUAACCCGUCUGCCUCACCCCCCCAAGUCGACACGCCCGAAGAAACUCCUGAGCAGCCCUCGGCGACGAACGGAAUUCUGCCGGACCCCAACCAGUUCCUUCCGCCAGCACACAAUCUGAUGAGUAGACAAGCCACGCUGUUGCACUUGCUUGCCAUGCUUCGAGAAGAUGCCGACGAUGAUGAGGACGAGGAUGAACUGGGUGUUACGAUCACAGAUCUCAAUGAUUUCCAAAAUCUGCAUGAUCUCCAUGAUGGUAUCGAUGAAGAGUGGGAGGAUCUCGAUGACCCCGAGGCUGAGCUUGAAGAGCACCAGCAUACGCAUGAGCAUGAGGGACUUUAGGUUGGUUGGAUGUAGGGGCCGAUAUGGUUAUUCUUUCUCGCCUUUACCCCCCUUUUUUUCUAUUUCUUUCUUUCUACUCGAGGUUGUUUUU
Messenger RNA from Aspergillus glaucus CBS 516.65, 2009 nucleotides. RefSeq lists its product as uncharacterized. Bases 26 to 1918 code for a protein of 630 amino acids. The record is from RefSeq and is a predicted model, not a curated record. Gene Ontology annotation, molecular function: protein binding. The transcript has 2 exons. Lineage: Eukaryota; Fungi; Ascomycota; Eurotiomycetes; Eurotiales; Aspergillaceae.